AUGGAGAGCUUAGGAGUUAGAAAGGGUGCAUGGACCCAAGAAGAGGAUGUUCUCCUGAGGAAAUGCAUUGAGAAAUAUGGAGAAGGAAAGUGGCAUCUGGUUCCCCUCCGAGCAGGGUUGAAUAGAUGCCGAAAAAGCUGCAGGUUGAGAUGGCUCAAUUAUUUGAAGCCGGAUAUCAAGAGAGGAGAGUUUGCAUUAGACGAGGUUGAUCUCAUGAUUAGGCUUCACAAUUUGUUGGGGAACAGAUGGUCCUUGAUUGCGGGUAGGCUUCCAGGGAGGACUGCUAAUGAUGUCAAGAACUAUUGGCAUGGUCACCACUUGAAAAAGAAGGUUCAGUUCCAGGAAGAAGGGAGAGAUAAACCCCAAACACAUUCUAAAACCAAAGCUAUAAAGUCUCGCAAGCCUCUGGACAGAAGAAACUGCAACACAGACAAAGGGACCCAUGGAUGGUAUGGUAGAACAAAUCCAGGGAGGUGAGGGUGAUUUUCCAUUUGAUGUGGGCUUCUGGGAUUUUCCCAACACAGAAGUAAAUCACUUGAUCUGAUUUAGACCAUU
Vitis vinifera (wine grape) is the source of this 555-nucleotide messenger RNA. RefSeq names its product transcription factor MYB113-like. NCBI's taxonomy places the organism in Eukaryota, Viridiplantae, Streptophyta, Magnoliopsida, Vitales, Vitaceae. The record is from RefSeq and is marked provisional.